CUACCGUAUGACCACGUACCCUUCGUUUCAAUCAAGAUCCUUCACUUAGACUACUUGCAGUACCACAAAGAGCGUGCCGCAUGGUUGAAUUGUUUAUCAUCGCGAUCAUCUAUCAUGAUUGAAGGCCGUCGUUAGCAGAAACAAAUGCUCACAAAAUUAGAUUUCUGGUGAAGAUCAUUCCAAAAAACUGAACCAAGUGAAAACAGAAAACAAACAAACGAAACCAUGCUACUCAACACUCGUCUCUUUGGUGUUGCGGCUACAAUCGUUUUGCAUGCUGCCUUCACCGUCCAAUCUUUCAUUGUCCAGCCGGCCAUUAACCAAAAUGGAAGGACCCGCACCACUAGCAGUGGGUCUGUCAGUUUUCGGAGCGAGGGGAAAAUGGUUCACUCUGCUUUCCCCUCUUCCUCAUCGGCAUUGAAGGCGACCCCCAAUGGCAAUGAGGUUGAUGCCGAGUUCUUGGGCUUGGGCUUGGGAGGUGCCGGUAUGAUGAACAUGUUGUGGAGUCUGGCCAUGGGUAAAAAGUGUGUUGGUGUGGAAAUGCGUGGCGACCCCUUUCUUCUGAUUCAUUGGAAUAUCCGUGCUGAUUUCUACCACCAGCUUGGUAUGAUUGAUGAACAAAUGCUCAAGCGGUAUGGCAAAGAGGGUGUCCCUCGACGCGCCAAUGGCAAGUUGUUUAAAUUGGCAGAAUGCUUUCAUUCCCCCAAGACUUGCGCUGGGUAUGUCGUCGCUGAUGAAGUCAUUGAUGGACAUGAUAAGAUUCAUCAUAUCGCUGGUACCAUCCUGCAUUAUGAGUUUAUCGAUGACAGAUACCGAAAUGGCAAGCCUCAUCGUUCCGUGUCUGUCUUGAAGCCACCAAAGAUUCCCAAGAAACCAGACCCCAAAGCCAUCCAAAGUACAGUCCGUGAGGUUUUGGAAGGUCCCUCCGUGUUCCAAACUGAAGCAAACAACGUGUUGAUUUUGUUGCGUCGGUACCUGGAAGCCGUUGAGGAAAUGGACAUGGAACGCGGUUUGGAGGUGCCUCGUGUCAGACUAUUCAAACGUCAUCGCGUGAAACAAGAGGAUGGGUUUGCCAAGGACGAGUCAGGACGUGUCACGAAAGUCGAGAUUGAGGAAGUCGAAGAGCUUGAUUACAAAGGGAAGCUUAUCCGUGUUCCAACUCCUGGUGGCGACGUUACGAUCAAGGGGCCAGAGUUGUGUGUGAUUGCUCAAGGUGUCAACUCGUGCGAUGCGGCACAACUUGGAUUUACAAAGCGCGACGUGGUGGUUGACCACAAUGAUGGACAUGGUCCAACGGUUGCCCAGGCGGACUAUCUCGCUGGAUUCAUUGAUGUAUUGGUGGAUGGACGAAUCCGUCGAAGAAUUGCUUCGACAUUUGAUAAGAAUGGGAAAGAAUACUGGACCCGCCAAAUUGCAGUAGGCCACGAAAAUGAUCCUCAAGUUGGUUGGAUCUUGGUCCAAGUGCCAGACUACAUGACAUUUUGUCCCAUCGAAGCUGGCACCGUCGACAAGUCGGUAAAGCACGAUUCCCCCGAGUACUUUGCAGCAUCACAGAAGCUUGUCUACGACUUUUACAUUCAGGAAACGGCCAAGAUCUUGGAAGUGCCUGAAGAGCAGUUGAAGGGUUGCCGCAUGGCCUACGGACCCAAAAUCUUUUCCUUGGUGGAACGAAUGGGCGACGAUCCACGCAUCGCUCAGAACGUUAUUGUUGCCGGUGAUUCCUUUGGAAACGGCCAUUUCUUGACUAGUGGUGGCGCCAUGACGGGUAUGGUAGGACAUAGCAUGUCCGUCAUGAAAUUUUGGAAAUCCAAGGACGAAGAAGGUGUGGACUUGGAGGAUGCCUUUACUCGUCUCUCUAAGGACGUCAAGCAAGGGACACAAGACUGGUUGGACCUCAGUGCCAAGGAAUUUUCAUCUUCCACCCCCGUGAAUUUCGGCAUCGAGCGGAUCAACCAGGUGUUUGAACAUAGCCAUGUUGUUGACAGUGAACGUGCCGAGUCCAUAGAUGCUUCCCGUCGAAUGCGUCAUGAGUUAGCGGUCCAGGAUCCAACCGAUUGGCGCAGACCAUUCUUCAGAAAUGGCAAGGUCUUGACGGCGGAGCUAACUACACCACAAGAGGACAACAAACCACGAGAGGGCAACUCACCACAACGCAGGAAGUCAGUGAAAAGGUGGCUGAAACGAAUGCUGGCAUGAUUAAUGAAAGACGAGCGUAGAAACGCAGGAGCCGACUCACACAACAAUUAGGGCAAGCAAACACAGCACAUCACCACGACAAGAAAGCAUUACAAAACGUGCCAAUGCCAGGGGGAAACAACCAGAACAGCUAAUAGAACCACUUCGGCAUCAACAUCCACGUAUGAUUCUCAGGACGGAUACGAGGUUUCCCUUUGCUGGGUUCUUCGCUUCGUCUUGUGUGUAUUUUUAUAGCAUAACACUAUUAGUAGAAUGAUCACUUACAGCAUG
Messenger RNA from Seminavis robusta, 2466 nucleotides. The record is from the annotation of a GenBank genome assembly. NCBI's taxonomy places the organism in Eukaryota, Bacillariophyta, Bacillariophyceae, Naviculales, Naviculaceae.